Cynoglossus semilaevis (tongue sole) is the source of this 6755-nucleotide messenger RNA. RefSeq names its product F-actin-uncapping protein LRRC16A-like. The record is from RefSeq and is a predicted model, not a curated record. Gene Ontology annotation, cellular component: plasma membrane; lamellipodium. Gene Ontology annotation, molecular function: protein binding. Lineage: Eukaryota; Metazoa; Chordata; Actinopteri; Pleuronectiformes; Cynoglossidae. Gene Ontology annotation, biological process: cell migration; regulation of Arp2/3 complex-mediated actin nucleation.
CCCUUCUGCCACGCCACAACUACGGCUCCGCAUCGUCGUCUCUCCAGCUGUCGCAUCACGGUGCGGGGAGGGGCCGCGGUCUCACUGUUGGCUGACUGGCUGCUACUGUAGUACCGACAGCUUUACGGUAGAGCCCCGGUCCUCACUGAGGAUGAGCUGAGCCACAGCGCUGCUCUUUCAUGGACGCGGUUUUAAAGGAAGCCUAAGAUUGUUUUGUUCCAGUUCGCUCAGUGUAAACAGUCGUUGUUUGUCGCCCUGUGUUUUUAGAUUCAAAAGAAAUGCACUUGGAUAAUUUAUUUCGGACAUCGCGAGAGGAGGAGAGGAGCAUGUGAACGCACCGGCGGCGGCAGCAGCAGCGGCGGACCGUGGUGUUGGUGUUGGUGGCACCACCUGACACUUUCCUCCCUCCUGUUUUCCGUGGACUUAGCACUGGAUUGUCUUCCUCCAUGUGGUGAUUGAACUUCUGCCAUUGUUUGGGAUUUUACUUUCGGCAAAAUGAGCGAGGAGGUGUCAGAGGUCUCCAAAGAGCUGCUAGAGAGUGUGAGGGAUGCAGUGGGGAGGAAGGUGAAGCUGCUGCUGAGGAGGAGAGUCAAACUGGAGAUCAAAGGAGACAAGACGGAGAACCGAGUCUUGGCUCUCACAUCUCACAGGGGCUACCUCUUGACGGCACGCAUUCCCACCAAGGUGGAACAUUCCUUUAAUUAUCUGGAGAUCCAGGGAAUAUCGUGCAACAAACCGACACAGCUGCUGAUAGAGUACGAGCGAGGAUCCUUCUCUCUGAAGCUGCUCUCCUUAGAAGAAGUCAAUGAAGUGGUGGCUCAAAUUGGAAACUGCCUUUUAAGAAUAUGUCCUGGUCUGUCACCCAGUAAAGUGAUGAAGAAACUCUGUAUGGAGCCUCCUGAGAGGCUGACCUCUCUGCAGACUCUGUGGGACAACAACAAGCCAACGGAACCAGGACCAUGUGGUGGAUUUUCUCAGAUGUACAGAUGUGUGUGUGAUUGGUUGGGGCUGCCAUACAGAGACGAGGUGCAGUGGGAUGUAGACACCAUCUAUUUGACCCAGGACACCAGGGAGCUCAACCUGCAGGACUUCAGCCAUCUGGAGAACAGGGAUCUGCUGGCAAUUAUAGCAGUUCUUGAGUUUAACCAGUGGUUUACGAAGCUUUCCACCAAGGACUACAAGCUGUCAACAGAUGUGUGUGACCAGAUCCUCAGGGUGGUGUCUCGAUCCAGUCGACUGGAGGAGUUGGUUUUGGAUAACGCAGGACUUAAAACCGAUUUUGCCCAGAAACUGGCUGCGGCUCUGGCCCAUAAUCCCAACUCAGGACUCACCACCAUUAAUCUGGCCAACAACCCCCUGGAGGACAGAGGUGUAUCCUCUCUGGGGACUCAGUUUGCCAAACUUCAUAUGGGGCUGAAACAUUUAAACUUCUCUAAGACCUCACUGUCACCCAAAGGGGUGAACAGCCUUUGCCAGUCACUGAGUGCCAGCUCGUCCAUCCCCAACAGCCUAGUCCAUCUGGACCUCUCAGGGAACAUCCUCCGAGGAGACGACAUGCAGCAUUUCUACAACUUCCUCAGUCAAUCCAACAUUUUGGCGACCCUUGACCUCUCUAACACUGACUGCUAUUUGGACCAGGUCUGCUCUGCUCUGCUGCGAGGUUCAGUUCAGCAUCUCUCUGUUCUUAACGUGUCAAAGAGCAUCUUCCCUCACAGGAAAAAUAAAGAGGUGCCUCCAUCAUUCAAGCACUUCUUCAGCAGCGCCAUGUCUCUCAGCUCCAUCAACAUGUCAGGAACCAAGCUUCCACCAGAGGCCCUCAAGGCUCUCCUGCUCGGUCUGGCCAGUAAUCCAAACCUGAAGGAGGUGUCUCUGGACCUGAGCUGCUGUGAGAUUGGCCAUUGUCUACGGUCAGGUGGAUCUCAAAUCCUAGAGAGUUGCAUUGCAGAGAUGCCCAACAUCACCAGUCUGGACAUUUCUGACAAUGGACUGGACUCAGAUCUGUCCACCCUGCUGGUGUGGUUGGACACGAAACGCUGUUUCGGACAACUCUCCUUAGGAAAUAAAAACAACAUCAAGUCAAAAAACCUUGCUCCUGUGCUGGACAGCUUGGUUCAUAUUCUUCAGGAGGAGGAAUCGCCCCUCACCUCCCUUUCCCUGGCAGACUCCAGACUGAAGACCGAUCUGAGCAUCGUUCUUAAUGCCCUCGGCAGCAACACCUCACUCACCAAAAUUGACAUCAGCGGGAACGCUAUGGGAGACAUGGGAGCGAAGAUGCUAGCCAAGGCACUGCAGAUUAACUCCAAACUCAGGACUGUGAUCUGGGACAAGAAUAACACCAGCCCUCAGGGCCUCCAGGAUGUAGCAGCAGCUCUGGAGAAGAACUUCACCAUCCGUUUCAUGCCCAUCCCCAUCAUUGAUGCCUCCCAAGCUCUGAAGGCCAGUCCAGAGAAAACAGAGGACGCACUGCUGAAGAUUGAAAAUUAUCUCUACAGAAACCAUGAGACAAGGAAAUACCAACAGGAACAGGCCUAUCGGCUCCAGCAGGGCAUUGUCACCACAACCACACAACAGAUGAUGGACAGGAUUUGUGUAAAGGUGCAGGAUCACCUCAACUCUCUGAAAAACUCUGAAAUAGACGCCAUCCUGGAGGAUGUCAAGUCAGCAGAGAACCUCAUCAAAGAUGCAAGAAACUCUAAAACGCUGCUCCCAAACCUGUACCAUCUGGGAUCAGCUUCCAGAGACGAAGUGAACAACUCCUCCGUGGGACCAAUCCAGGGGAAACUGGAGUCUAUGGCAGGAGAAGUGACCAACGUCGUGGACCAGCAGCUGCAGACUCUGCUGGAGUCCAUGGUGGACACGGCAGAGUCGCUGUGUCCGCAUGUGAUAAAGAGGAGCAGUCUGCGGUCAGAGCUGUUGAAGGCCAGCGCCAACAAGAUUGUCGUGCCCAAGAGCUUUGUCGCCAAAACCCUCCUGGAGCAGUCGGGCGUGGACAUCAUCAACAAGAUCAGUGAGGUGAAGCUGAGUCUGGCAUCCUUUCUGUCCGAUCGCAUCGUUGACGAGAUUCUGGAGGCUCUGUCCACUUCACAACAAACUCUGGCAGACCAUCUGGUACGCCGAGGUCGUCCGUUGGUGCAUCAGGAGUCGGUGGAGCUGGACGUCCCAGAGGAGAAGAUUCCUAAACGGGCAUCAGCAGAAAUAUUAGAGGCAGAGAGGCUCGAGGACCUAGAGACAUGCAUGAUGACUCCAAAAUCAAAGAGGAAAAGCAUCCACAGCAGGAUGCUGAGACCGGUGUCUCGUGCCUUUGAGAUGGAGUUUGAUCUUGACAAAGCCUUGGAGGACGUUCCCGUCCAUGUGGAGGACACUUCAAAUUCAUCACAGACUCCGCCCACUCCGUCUCAGGUGCCGUUCAAACUGGACCAACGUCUUCACGGAGGAACCAUGAUCGAGCUUCCAUCUGAGGAAGAGAAGAAGCUGCAGCACUUCACGAAACUGCGACCGCGCAGGAACAAGAAAACACACUCCAACAAAGUACCUCUGAUCAACAGCGCUCCAUCUCAGGAUGGGGAGCAGAACGGCCUCAUGGGGAGAGUGGAUGAAGGUGUCGACGAGUUCUUCUCCAGAAAAGUCACAAAGAUGGAUUCCAAACGUUCCAUGAAGAGUUCAGAGUCUCAUGAUGGAGAGAAGAAGAAGAGCAAGGGAGGGUUCCUGAACCUCAUCAAACGAUCCUCCAAAUCUGACAAAUCAGAUAAGGCGGAUAAAUCAGAGAAGUCAGAGAAGAAUCACAUGACUCCUCUGUCAUCGAGUAUGUCAUCAGCCUCUGCAGGUGCAGCACCAGCCUUCACCAUCCCUGAAGAGCCCUCCUCACCAAAGUUGGCAGUCAAGAGCCCACCUCUGGAGUCCAAGUCCAGAGAUGCCUCCAGUCGCUCACAGGCCACAGACUACAGCAGCAGCUCUGACCGAUCUGAAGAGUCCAGGACACCGGAUUCCAUAGACGAGCCGUGGGAAGGUUCGGACGGCAGAGGGAGUCCUCAGGGGGGCCGGCGCUACCCAGGAGUUCAGAUGAUGGGCAGUGGUCUCCUGGCAGAGAUGAAGGCCAAGCAUGAGAGGAGAGCACACAAGUCUUCCAGUCCAGACAGACCUGAUGCCACUACAACAGCUAAAUCUCAGUCAACAACUCCAGACAACAGGUCUCCCAGUGGAACCAUGAGUAAAACUGACGCUUCUCAGGAGAAGACCCAACAGCGUGGCAAUAACAAGCCAGAACUGGGUCCUCGUGUCAGAGCUGCUUCUUCCUCCAGUUCUCCAGGUGGACCGGUCAGUCCAAAACCACCAGUCCCACAGGGGACCAAGCCUGCCCUGGCUGCCCGGCCCACCAUCCCACAGAAGCCCAGGACCAACAGCAGCAGCAGGAGCAUUGAUGAGGGCCCAGAUUCUCCCAGCAGUGGCAGUGGGUCUGCUAAAGCUGUUCCCCCCUCCCUGAAGAGGGUGAUGUCAGACAAGGACAAGGAGGGAUGCUCUGCCAACAAAUCCAACAAGGAAGUGACCAGGGCGGCGUCAGACUCUGUUCACAAACCCAGUCCCGUCCGGUCCAUAUCAGAGGAUCAAGGCCCAUUGAAGACCAAGGACCAAUCUCCAAAUCCAGACAAGAACAAAACAGCCAAUAAGAAGUCAUCAGAUUCAAGGGAUGAGGCAGAAAAAGACAUCAUUUUAAUUUAAAUGAAAGAAACAGAAAAAUCUCCCUUAGUGAAUAAUUAAAGUAGUGCUUAUUUCUGUUAGGUUGUAAAACAACUGAACUCUACAAAAUAAUUAAUUAAAAUGGACUGUUUUGAUUUUCAUAAAAACCUGCACAAAUCAGGUAAACAUUUAAUUUAAUGUUUAAAUAAAAUUAAAAACGAAUGUGAGAUCCUUUAAACUAUAUUACCCCUGCGUCCUAGUAAACCAAACCAAAACAUGUUUCCUGUCAGGGAUAAAGAAAACGGGUUUCCUUUUGGGAAAUUGCGACUAAACCUGACUUUAUGUUGACAAUAACGAUCUACAACAAUAACAACAAACGUGUUAAUUUUGCACAUCUUUAGUGCAAGCGUCAGUAACAGAGAGAAGAACAAAAGACUGUGAAUUUAGGGGGGGAAAUAUAUGUAGUGAUUUACUCUGACUACUGUUGAAAACACUUUAAUUUCUGCAAUAGCCUGACCCCUAGGGACCAAACACUAUACCACUACCACUGUACUGUACUGAACUUAGUAAGACACAGAUGCAAAACCAUAUUUUCUCUCAGUAAAUUUUUUGGGAUUUAAAAAAAAACAAAACAAUUAAACCCAUUAUGCAGAUAGUUCCAUAUAUUUUACAGGAAAAUACAGGUUGAGCGCAUAACACUUCACACACAACACAGUCACAGUCAACACGGACUCUUCACUGAAGGACGGUGUCUGACUGUCCAACUGGACCAAAGCGACCACAUGACCUAUUGUUCUUCCAGGGGACUGCGUUAGACUUUUACUUGACUGAUCACUAAUCAAUAAGGCUUCAACACUGUUAGAACACUGUGGAGGAAACAAUAUUUUUACACUCAGCUGCUGAGCACUUUUGUAUGCACUGACCUUUGACAGUUCAGUCAGGCUGACGGUCCACUUAAAGCAAAAAAAAAAGAUAAAAACAACAGACUUGUUAAGAGGUAAAUCAGCUGCAGCUGCUCCACUGAUGUAACGUGGAAGACACUGUUGUGUGUUUUUCCUUUUUCCGUAGCUACUGUGUAAAAACACUGGGUGAAGCUCAGAUCAUUUUUAACCACAUGUUUUUCUACACAACCUGCAGGACUUGAAAUGUUUGCUCACUUUCACACCAAACUUUGCAAUACAAACCCACGGUAUCAUGGUCACGUGACUUCUGCCUCCUUCCUGUGUAAAGUCAUUGUAAAUAUGUUUCCUGUGUGUGUGUAAAGUUAACUGAGCACCAGGCUCUAUUUUCACUUUUGGACAUUGCUGUAACAACGACACAGGUCUCAGGAUGAUUCCUCAUGUUUCUAUUUUAGAAAAGAAAACAUUUAUUACUGCUACACUGAGGAUAUAGUUGACUCCCCUGUCCUGACUGUUGGGCGUCUUGCCUGUUCAUCCUGUCUCCUGUUAGUAUAUGUACACAGUGAUAGUUAUAACUGCUGUCCAGAUUCCGAAUUUCACUACUUUCUGCUUGUUGGUUGUUUAAAAGUGAACAAUUUAACAGUAGAAUAUUCAGCAUUUUUUAUGUCAGUGUUUGUACACAUGGACAAAGUUGACUCCCCCAGUUUGAAUACCUUGGUUCUUGAGUUGAGUGUUUGUUAAUUUAAAUCAACUAACGUCGUCCAUUUCUUUCCAGGCGAGGUGAGUUAGCUUUCCAGAUUAGCAAGUGUCACUUAAAUAUUAAAAAUGCACCUUGUAAAAGAGCUAGUGAACGCUUUGUUUUCACCCAUUAAAAUAAGGAUUAAAAAACAAUGAGAAUGUUUUAUUUUCACAGAAAUCAUUGUACUUUCUGCCAGUAUAUACAUUCUUUUUUUUUUAUAAUCCAGAGCCAAGUUGUAGUAAAAAAACAUCUUGGUGUAGAAUUCAACCGAUGUCUCUUUGGAUCCAAAUGUUUGACCUUAGAGUCAAACAGUUGCUUCCUCUUUUGCGUAAUGUCCAUGAGUUUUUGUUAAAUGAGCUUCUUUACAAAAAAAAUGGCAGGUUUAGGAACAACACUUUCCCAGCUGUAUAUAGUCGAUCAGUACUUGAUGUCAGUGGCUACAG